AUGUACUCAGAUAAAAUUACCAUACAAAUAGAAUUUCAUAAUGAACAGUAUAAAUAUACUACUUAUUUCUGUUUAUUCACAUCAACAAUGUUGAAUAGAUUCAUAGUGAUUUUGGUAUUUGUAUUCGUAGGAAUUGUUACAUUUGAUAAUGUACAAGGUCAAAGAGAUCCACCAAGAACCAACAACACUAUUAGACACACUACAAAUAAUUAUGUAGGAAAGCUGUCUCACCACAACACAGUACCAGCAAAAACAACACCAACACCUAAAAAGUCUCAGCAUUCAACCACAACUGCAAGACAUCACAGUUGGCUGAAAACUACACUGUCUCACCACAACACAGUACCAGCAAAAACAACACCAACACCUAAAAAGUCUCAGCAUUCAACCACAACUGCAAGACAUCACAGUUGGCUGAAAACUACACUGUCUCACCACAACACAGUACCAGCAAAAACAACACCAACACCUAAAAAGUCUCAGCAUUCAACCACAACUGCAAGACAUCACAGUUGGCUGAAAACUACACUGUCUCACCACAACACAGUACCAGCAAAAACAACACCAACACCUAAAAAGUCUCAGCAUUCAACCACAACUGCAAGACAUCACAGUUGGCUGAAAACUACACUGUCUCACCACAACACAGUACCAGCAAAAACAACACCAACACCUAAAAAGUCUCAGCAUUCAACCACAACUGCAAGACAUCACAGUUGGCUGAAAACUACACUGUCUCACCACAACACAGUACCAGCAAAAACAACACCAACACCUAAAAAGUCUCAGCAUUCAACCACAACUGCAAGAUCUCAGCAUACAAACACAACUCCAAGCCAUACUGAUAAAACCGUACAAGAGAAUUUGAUUAGCUUAUUAUUUAGCUUGAUUAGUCAAAUAAAAACAAUUGAAUCCUCAGAAAACGAAAAUCUUUUAAAGCUUGCAACAAUGUUGCAGAGAAUAUUCGAACAACAAUCACAAGUAGAAAACAGAUCUCCAACGAAAACACCAGCUAAAAAGAUAUUUUAUUAAAGCAUUAUGACUUCAUGAUUCAACAUUUUUGUCUUCCAUAAUGCUAAGAAUUACUGAGUAAUAAUUUUUCAUAUUACCU
Molecule: messenger RNA, 1111 nt
Organism: Schistosoma rodhaini
Lineage: Eukaryota; Metazoa; Platyhelminthes; Trematoda; Strigeidida; Schistosomatidae
Source: the annotation of a GenBank genome assembly